AUGUCUUCCAACGAAAUCAACGUCGAUGUGCUGGUCAUCGGAGCCGGUCCUACUGGCCUCGGUGCUGCUAAACGGCUCCAGCAUCUGGAUAGUGUGUCUUGGCUCAUUGUUGACUCGAAUGAAACGCCAGGAGGCCUUGCAUCUACCGACACUACCCCGGAGGGCUUCCUAUUUGAUGUCGGCGGACACGUCAUCUUCUCCCAUUACAAGUACUUCGACGACUGCUUGAACGAGGCCCUCCCCGAACCAACGGACUGGUACGAACAUCAGCGAAUCUCCUACGUCCGUUACCAGGACAUCUGGGUUCCGUACCCAUUCCAGAAUAACAUUGCGGUACUUCGUAAGGAGGAACAAGCGAAAUGUUUGGGCAGUCUCAUUGACGCUGCUCUCGAAGCCCGCGUUCGAACUCCAGCUGAUAAGCCGAGCAACUUUGACGAUUGGAACAUUCGAAAUGUUGGCGAGCGUUUGAAUGAGAUAUUCAUGCGGCCCUACAACUUCAAGGUCUGGGCUGUCCCGACGACAAAGAUGAACGCGACGUGGGUUGGAGAGCGAGUUGCUGCUCCCAAUCUCAAAUUACUUACCACCAACGCGAUUCUCAACAAAGUCGCCGGUAAUUGGGGCCCAAACGCCACAUUUCGUUUUCCCGCAGAGGGUGGCACAGGCGGCAUCUGGACUGCCGUAGCCAAAACACUGGACAGUGCUAAGACUCGUUUCGGUGAUCAUGGAGCAGUGACCAAGGUGGAUGCAGACUCCAAGACUGCCCAUCUGAAGGAUGGAACCGUUGUCAAAUACGAGACACUCAUCUCUACCAUGGCCAUCGAUCACUUGGCAGAGGCAAUGAGCGAUACAAAGCUUCAACAACUAUGCAAGCCGUUGUUCUACUCUUCUACUCAUGUGAUUGGUGUCGCCGUUCGUGGACAGCGUCCAGAGCGCAUUGGUGACAAGUGCUGGCUAUACUUUCCUGAAGACAACUGCCCCUUCUACCGUGCCACAAUCUUCUCCAACUACUCCCCUUUCAACGUACCGGAUGAAGAGGUCAAGCUUGCAACAAUCCAGUUGGCCAAUGGUCAAGAACCCACUUCGUCCGAGUCGCAGCCCGGGCCUUAUUGGUCUAUCAUGCUCGAAGUAUCGGAGUCUACGUACAAGCCCGUCAACCACGAGACAUUGCUCCAGGAGACUAUCGAAGGUCUCAUCAACACAGAGCUGCUGAAAGGCGAGGAUGAGAUUGUCAGCACUUACCUUCGUCGUUUCGAUCACGGAUACCCUACUCCUACUCUUGAGCGUGAUGGUGCCUUGGCUGAAGCGCUUCCUUACCUGUACGACAAGGACAUUCUUUCUCGAGGUCGUUUUGGGGCCUGGAAGUACGAAGUUGGCAACCAGGACCACAGCUUUAUGCAGGGAGUUGAAGCUGUCGACCACAUUGUCUCGGGGGCUGUAGAGCUUACCAUAUCCAACCCUGACUUUGUGAACACCCGCGCCAAUACUGAGCGCCGCCUCGGUAAGAUGAAAGGCCUCCGGAACUAG
Ilyonectria robusta is the source of this 1524-nucleotide messenger RNA. RefSeq lists its product as uncharacterized. The transcript has 8 exons. Gene Ontology annotation, molecular function: oxidoreductase activity. The record is from RefSeq and is a predicted model, not a curated record. Lineage: Eukaryota; Fungi; Ascomycota; Sordariomycetes; Hypocreales; Nectriaceae. Bases 1 to 1524 code for a protein of 507 amino acids.